AUGGAAGAACAAGUUAUUUGUGAAGGGUGUAUUGAGAAGUUAAUUGCACGAGUAGAAAAGAAUUCAACAAAUAAUGAGAAACAAAUAUCUUCAGAGGAUCCUUAUAAAUUGAAACUUGAUCCUAAUGAUCCUGAGCAUCCAUCUAUGUGGAAUUUUAGGAAGAAAUUUUUCCAUCUUAUUAUUAUGUUUAUUAUGGUUUUUGUUAUGUUUCUAUCACUUACACUUUAUGUUUCACAUGUGUUAACAAAACCUGAAACUCAUACACAUCUUUUUUUAUUAACAUCGAUGUUUUCUGGAUUUGCACAUGGACAGUUUAUUGGCGAGAAGUCUAUAGCUAAGGAGGAAGUAUAUGGGGGCGUAAUUUUUAGUUCUUGUAAACUGUCAAUUUUUGAUAUAUAUGGUAAUGGGGGUUAUUUUCCAAAAAUGUUGCUUCAGUCUUCAAUUAUGCUAGGGAUUCAUAUGGGACCUGUGGUUGGACUAAUUCUAGAAGAAAAUGACCGAAUUGUAUGGUGGUUUUGGACUGUUAUAAUUUUAUCAGCUAUUAUGUUUGUCUUUGGUAUAUUAAUAUUAAAAGAAGCAUCACCUGAAAUUAUUUUGAAUAAAAGAAUUGAAAGAUUAAGGCGAGUAACAGGCUCUUCACGAUUUAUAGCUUGUAUAGAAGACAAAAAGCCGUUGCGUUAUGUUUUUUUUUCAUUCUUUAAAAUGUCAUGGAAUAUCCUAAGGAGAGAUUUUAUUCUUUUGCUUAUUAUUAUUUCAAAAGUUAUUGUUUGGGAUACCAUCCUUCUUCUAUUAUUUAUUCAUCCAUUUUCACUAACGAAAAUCUAUCAAAAAACCUUGUCUAAUUCUUUUAUAUUAAUACUUUUUCAUGCACUAGGCGUAUUAUUGGCGAUCAUAUGUUAUAAAAUUUAUGAUGAGUUUUAUAUAAAACGACUAAAACACAAUAAAAUUAAAACAAAGCUUCUCAUUGCUAUUAUAAUAUACCCACUUUAUAUAUCUUCAUUGAUUUGGAUGGGAUUUACUACACAUACUCUUUUCCAUUUUAUAAUACCUAUUUUAUCUCACAUUGUUAUGGGGUUUUCAGAAACAUUAAUACUUGAUAGUUUUAACCAAUAUAUGGAAGCAUCUUAUUCUGAUGAUCCACAUGCUGUAAAUAUCAACUUGGCUUUUUCAAAAUUAAUUGUUUCUGCAAUAAUUCAUGCAAUUAUUAAAAAAUCUCUAUCACAAAAAAUAACGAUUAUGUCUAUAAUUAUAGCUAGUAUUAAUGUUUUUUCAUAUAUUAUUUCUCUUGUUUUAUAUAUUUUGGGAUCUAGUCUUCGAUCUAAAAUUCAGCAAAAUUGA
Molecule: messenger RNA, 1338 nt
Organism: Pneumocystis carinii B80
Lineage: Eukaryota; Fungi; Ascomycota; Pneumocystomycetes; Pneumocystales; Pneumocystaceae
Exons: 12
Coding region: 1-1338 (445 amino acids)
Biological process (GO): transmembrane transport
Molecular function (GO): transmembrane transporter activity
Source: RefSeq, a predicted model, not a curated record